AGUAGCCUCAGUGGAGGAGAACUGCGUGAACUACCAGCAGGGGACCCCUGAUAAGAUGUUUCUGGUGCAGACAGUCCAACAAGCCAACAUGGAGGAUAUUCCAGGACUAGGACGUAAGUAUUGCUGUAAGUUUUCUGUGGAAGAAAUUAUCCAAAAACAAGUGACAGUGAACUACACAGCUGAAGUACUUUACCUGCCAGUGGGACAAGAUACUGCACCUGAAGUCAGUUUCACAUCUGAAGGGGAAACUGGAAAGAACCCAGAUGAAGAAGAUAAUACAUUUUAUCAAAAACUCAAAUCCAUAAAGGAACCACUGGAAGCACAAAACAUUCCAGACAGUUUUGAAAACAUAUCUUCAGAAACGAAGCCAGUUUGGCAUUUAGCCUGGGUUGCCUGUGGUUAUAUAAUAUGGCAGAAUUCUAGUGAAAACACGUGGUAUAAAAUGGUAAAAAUUCAAACUGCCAAGCAAGUGCAAAGAAAUGAUGACUUCAUUGAGUUAGACUACACCAUUCUACUUCAUGACAUUGCAUCUCAGGAGACUAUUCCUUGGCAAAUGCAAGUUCUCUGGCAUCCAUAAUAUGGUACUAAAGUAAAACAUAACAGCUGUCUGCCAAA
Messenger RNA from Phyllostomus discolor (pale spear-nosed bat), 615 nucleotides. Its product is annotated as latexin-like. Bases 56 to 577 code for a protein of 173 amino acids. The transcript has a single exon. Gene Ontology annotation, molecular function: metalloendopeptidase inhibitor activity. Lineage: Eukaryota; Metazoa; Chordata; Mammalia; Chiroptera; Phyllostomidae. The record is from RefSeq and is a predicted model, not a curated record.